Messenger RNA from Linderina pennispora, 1092 nucleotides. RefSeq names its product Pkinase-domain-containing protein. The record is from RefSeq and is a predicted model, not a curated record. NCBI's taxonomy places the organism in Eukaryota, Fungi, Kickxellomycota, Kickxellomycetes, Kickxellales, Kickxellaceae. The transcript is spliced from 3 exons. Gene Ontology annotation, biological process: protein phosphorylation. Gene Ontology annotation, cellular component: cytoplasm; plasma membrane; nucleus. Bases 1 to 1092 code for a protein of 363 amino acids. Gene Ontology annotation, molecular function: protein serine/threonine kinase activity; ATP binding.
AUGGAGAGCCCGGGCAGCGUUCGCAGCCAGUUCACGACACACACGGCGCCCGUCAUCGGCCAGCGGCAGCCGGCCACUGACGCGGUCAGGGCGCAGGCAGCGAUCCGGCGGACAUACUCGAGCAACUCGAUGAAGGUGCAAAAGAUCUCGGUGGGACCCAAGAGCUUCACCAAGAUCAAGCUGCUGGGCAAGGGCGACGUCGGCAAGGUGUACCUGGUGCGGCAGAAGGAGACGGGCAAGCUGUACGCAAUGAAGGUGCUGUCCAAGGCCGAGAUGGUCAAGCGCAACAAAAUUAAGCGCGUGCUGGCCGAGCAGGAGAUACUGGCCACGGCCAACUUCCCCUUCAUUGUGACGCUGUACCACUCGUUCCAGAGCGACGAGCGCCUGUACUUUUGCAUGGACUACUGCAUAGGCGGCGAGUUCUUCCGUGUCCUGCAGUCGCGGCCCGGAAAGUGUCUGCCCGAGGAGGACGCCAAAUUCUACGCGGCCGAGGUAACAUGUGCUCUCGAAUACCUGCAUCUCUCCGGAUUCAUCUACAGAGACCUCAAGCCAGAGAAUAUUCUACUGCAUGAGACGGGCCACAUCAUGCUGACGGACUUUGACCUGUCGAAGCAGUCGGACCCGCCAGGCACCCCGAACGUGCUCAAAAACUCGUCGUUCUUCUUCAGCCUGCCGUCGAUAGACACGCGAUCGUGCACAGCCGGAUUGCGUACGAACUCGUUUGUCGGCACAGAAGAGUACAUUGCGCCCGAGGUGAUCAAGGGCGUUGGACACUCGAGCGCGGUCGACUGGUGGACAUUAGGCAUUCUGAUAUUCGAAAUGCUGUAUGGCAGCACGCCGUUCAAGGGCUCCAACCGCAACGCAACAUUCAGCAACAUUUUGAAGUCGGACGUGAUAUUCCUGCAGCCGCCCACGCACCAGGCAGUCUCAGCACCGUGCAAGGCGCUGGUGCGGCGGCUGCUGACAAAGAACGACAAGAAGCGGCUUGGAUCGCGCGCAGGCGCGGCAGACGUCAAGCAGCACCCGUGGUUCAAGUCGCUGAGCUGGGCGCUGUUGCGCAACCGCACGCCGCCGAUUCUGCCGCUGGCCUGA